Dama dama (fallow deer) is the source of this 2151-nucleotide messenger RNA. RefSeq lists its product as uncharacterized. The record is from RefSeq and is a predicted model, not a curated record. The transcript is spliced from 22 exons. Gene Ontology annotation, molecular function: serine-type endopeptidase inhibitor activity. Bases 1 to 2151 code for a protein of 716 amino acids. Lineage: Eukaryota; Metazoa; Chordata; Mammalia; Artiodactyla; Cervidae.
AUGAGACGGCUCUGCCUCUCUGCAGCCCUUCUCUUCCUCCUGGUUAUCCUGGUGGACAGCACCCCGCUGAAUAUACACCAUAUCCAGGAUGAAGGUGUGGAGACAAGCCAUGGAAGGGGACCUGAGAAGCGUUCAGUAAUAGAUGUGGUUACAAGCAUCAUCGACGGUGUGGCUACAGGUACCAAGAUUGUCGAAAAGGGAGCCAGUAUACUCACGGGAUUGGCUGAAAUAAUCAAUAGAGCAAUUAAAGGUCAGGUGAUGAUUUCCAGAAUACAAUUCGAUAACCAUACACUAGAGGAAUUGCCAACACUCAACGUUGAAUACUCAACACUCACUGAGAAUAAAGGUGUGGAGACAAGCCAUAGAAGGGGACCUGAGAAGCGUUCAGUAAUAGAUGUGGUUACAAGUAUCAUCGAUGGUGUGGCUACAGGUACCAAGAUUGUCAAAAAGGGAGCCAGUAUACUAACAGGAUUGGCUGAAAUAAUCAGUAAAGCAAUUAAAGGUCAGGUGAUGAUUUCCAGAAUACAAUUCGAUAACCAUACACUGGAGGAAUUGCCAAAACUCAGUAUUGAAUACUCAACAAUCAGUGAGGAUAAUACAGGUGUGGAGACAAGCCAUAGAAGGGGACUUGAAAAACGUUCAGUAAUAGAUGUGGUUACAAGUAUCAUCGACGGUGUGGCUACAGGUACCAAGAUUGUCAAAAAGGGAGUCAGUAUACUAACAGGAUUGGCUGAAAUAAUCAAUAAAGCAAUUAAAGGUCAGGUGAUGAUUUCCAGAAUACAAUUCGAUAAUCAUACACUAGAGGAAUUGCCAAAACUCAAUAUUGAAUAUUCAACACUCAGUGAGGACAAUACAGGUGUGGAGACAAGCCAUAGAAGAGGACUUGAGAAGCGUUCAGUAAUAGAUGUGGUUACAAGUAUCAUCGAUGGUGUGGCUACAGGUACCAAGAUUGUCCAAAAGGGAGCCAGUAUACUAACAGGAUUGGCUGAAAUAAUCAGUAAAGCAAUUAAAGGUCAGGUGAUGAUUUCCAGAAUACAGUUCGAUAACCAUACACUAGAGGAAUUGCCAAAACUCAGUAUUGAAUACUCAACACUCAGUGAGGAUAAUACAGGUGUGGAGACAAGCCAUAGAAGGGGACCUGAGAAGCGUUCAGUAAUAGAUGUGGUUACAAGUAUCAUCGAUGGUGUGGCUACAGGUACCAAGAUUGUCAAAAAGGGAGUCAGUAUACUAACAGGAUUGGCUGAAAUAAUCAAUAAAGCAAUUAAAGGUCAGGUGAUGAUUUCCAGAAUACAGUUCGAUAACCAUACACUAGAGGAAUUGCCAAAACUCAGUAUUGAAUACUCAACACUCAGUGAGGAUAAUACAGGUGUGGAGACAAGCCAUAGAAGGGGACUUGAGAAGCGUUCAGUAAUAGAUGUGGUUACAAGUAUCAUCGAUGGUGUGGCUACAGGUACCAAGAUCGUCAAAAAGGGAGCCAGUAUACUAACAGGAUUGGCUGAAAUAAUCAGUAAAGCAAUUAAAGGUCAGGUGAUGAUUUCUGGAAUACAAUUUGAUAACCAUACACUAGAGGAAUACCAAACACUCAAGAUUGAAUACUCAACACUCAAUGAGGAGAAUAAAGCAGCUUCUAUGCCUGCCUUCUGCCUGGAGCCUAAAGUAACAGGUAGCUGCAAUACCAUGAUGACCAGGUACUUCUACAAUGCCCAGACUGGCCUCUGUGAGCAGUUUGUGUAUGGAGGCUGUGAAGGAAAUGCAAACAACUUCGAAAAAUUAGAGGACUGCAUAAAGACCUGCUCUCAAGAGGCAGGGUCCCUAUGCUACAAAGAACGAAACCAGUUUGAUUUCAGUGCUGACCAUUUGUUGAUGUCCAUGUGUAAAAUUGUCUCUAGUGUUGUUGAAAAAGGACCAAACAGUGAUGACCAUCCUCUAUUUGACCAAGAUCCUCCCACCUUUACAGCCCUGUGGCCUGACUUCUGCCUGCAGUCUCCACACACAGAUCCCUGCAAGGCUAAAAUAAGCAGAUACAUCUAUCACACCAAGUAUGGGAUCUUCGAGGCCUUUGUAUUUGGCAGCUUCAAAGCAAAGAAGAACAAUGUCAAGAUGGAGGAAGACCAUCCUGACCCACAGUGGUGCUAUCAGGGCCUGGCCUAA